Messenger RNA from Gigantopelta aegis, 3561 nucleotides. Its product is annotated as 3-hydroxyisobutyrate dehydrogenase, mitochondrial-like. The transcript is spliced from 9 exons. Gene Ontology annotation, molecular function: NAD binding; NADP binding; 3-hydroxyisobutyrate dehydrogenase activity. The record is from RefSeq and is a predicted model, not a curated record. Bases 2 to 991 code for a protein of 329 amino acids. Gene Ontology annotation, cellular component: mitochondrion. Lineage: Eukaryota; Metazoa; Mollusca; Gastropoda; Neomphalida; Peltospiridae. Gene Ontology annotation, biological process: L-valine catabolic process.
GAUGGCUGCGUUUGUGAAGUUGUGCACGAUUAGCGGAACCAUUUCCCGGCAUGUCACUGUCAUGCGGAAAUUUUCAGGUACGGCUAGUCGAUGGGCCGACCAGCCGAUGGUAGGUUUUAUUGGUGUGGGGAACAUGGGCGGUCACAUGGCUCGCAAUCUGCUCAAGAAGGGCUACCCUCUGAUGGUGUACGAUGUCUCACAACAACACAUGGACACGCUCAAGAAAGAUGGAGCUGUACUGGCGUCAAGUCCCGCCGAGGUUGCUGAUCAUGUUACCCGCAUCGUGACGAUGUUACCGGAGAGCGCCCACGUACAGGAAGUGUACACUGGGAAAAACGGACUGUUCAGCAAGGUGAAAAAGCAGACUUUGUUUAUAGAUAGUAGUACAAUAGACCCGGCUGUUUCCCAGGCGAUGGCGGAAGAGGCCACUGAGCAUGGGGCGAUGUAUGUGGACGCACCGGUUUCAGGAGGUGUGAACGCAGCACGUGACGCAGUUCUCACGUUCAUGGUUGGAGGGACGGACAAGGCGUUCACCGACGCUAAGCUGCUGCUCGACUGGAUGGGCAAAAACAUAGUGCAUUGUGGGCCGGUCGGGACAGGACAGGCUGCGAAGAUCUGUAACAACAUGCUGUUGGGUAUUUCUAUGAUUGGAACGUCCGAGGCAAUGAAUCUUGGAAUAAAACUGGGUCUUGACUCGAAGAUGCUGGCGAAGAUUUUCAGUAUGGGGAGCGGCCGCUGCUGGUCGAGCGAGGUCUACAACCCGGUGCCCGGCGUCAUUGAGGGAAUACCGUCAAGCAACGACUACAAGGGCGGCUUCGGGACCGCGCUCAUGACCAAGGACUUGAAGUUGGCGCAGAACGCAGCGAUCGCGACCCAGUCGUCGACCCCGAUGGGCUCUCUCGCCCACCAGAUCUACAGGAUGAUGACCAACCAGGGCUUCGGGGAGAAGGACUUCUCCAGUGCUUACCAGUUUAUCAAGGCAAAACUCUAAAACAUUACUAACUGUAGGAAAAAACAGCACCGCAGAUUGUUAGCCUUGUCAAACUUCAGAUAGGUUAAUAACCUAUUGCUCUUGUUAAACAUUUCAGAUAGGUUAAUGAUCUAUUAGUCUUGUCAAACAUUCAGAUAGAUUAAUAAUAUAUUUGUCUUGUCAAACAUUCAGAUCCAUAGGUUAACAACCUAUUAGUGCUGUCGUAUUUCAGGUAGGUUUGCAGCCUAUUAGUCUUGUCAAACUUCAGAUAGGUUAAUAACCUGUUAGACAUGUCAAACUUCAGAUAGGUUAAUAACCUGUUAGACAUGUCAAACUUCAGAUAGGUUAAUAACCUGUUAGACAUAUCAAACUCAAGACAGAUUAACGACCUAUUGACAUCUUAAAGCUCGGACCAGUUAACGACCUAUUGACAUCUUAAAGCUCAGACCAGUUGACGACCUAUUGACAUCUUAAAGCUCAGACCAGUUGACGACCUAUUGACAUCUUAAAGCUCAGACCAGAUGACGACCUAUUGACAUCUUAAAGCUCAGACCAGCUGACAACUGUUUGACCUUUUUAAACUUCAAACAAGUUAAUAACCUUUUAGUCUUUAACAAAUUUCAAAGAGGAUAACAACCUAGUGACUAUAUUUGCUAAUAUUUCUUUGAUUUACAAUCAGCAUAAUAGUAACUAUUUUGUUUUGUUAGUUUAUACAGAAUACUACUGCAGCAGUUGGUUUAGAGAAUCGCCUGUAUUACAGUUAAGUAUGUCAGAAUACAUUUUAUUGUGGUGCAGUGUAAACAUAUCUUUUGCAAGUCUUAGAAUCUCAGCUCGUUAAUUAUUUAGUAGACAGAGAAUUGUAUUUUUUUAUUUAUAUAUAAUGUAUUCAUUGGUUGUUGCGUAAUAUUCCAGUAACAGACUUGAUGUGUGUGUGUGUUUUAAUACAUCAUUUGAAGCCGCUAUAAACGGAUAUGCAGAAAGAUUUUCCUAUAUGAAUGUGUACAUAUUAAAACUUGGUGUGCCUGGGUAGUUGAUGGGCAUUCAGGGAUUAUUGUUUGUUACCUUUUAUCCCAUUGUCAGUGGCAUAGCGUGGGUUGCAAGCAUCCAGGGCAAGGCAAGUAUUGCGCCCUCUAACCAAUAGCCCAUUAGCACUCCCCGAGUCCCUUCCACCGGUCCAGAAAUUUGCACCCAGGGCAGCCGCCCCGGUGGCCCCAGCCCACGCUACGCCACUGCCCAUUGUCUCUUUACAACAAAUACUCUGCAAUUGUUUUCAUGCUUGUCUGUCUUUUGGGACAAUUUGAAACUGACCCGCAAACAUUUGUUAGCAGAUUUUCGUAUCAUAUACAUCUGUACACUUUUGCUAUACUUCAUCAUGUAUGUUUUUCUUAUAUCAUUUUAUUAUAUCAACAGCGUAUUUGGAAGUUAUAUUCAGGUCAUAUUGCAGUAUUUUAUGAACCCCACACUCUAUAAAAUAGGUUUUCCAUUUAAACGGAUGCAUUAGUGGAAAUAGUCCUAAUCGACUUUUGUUUUCUUUUUCAUAUUUUUGGUAAUUCACCCCUCCCUGUGGACUAUAUUUUGAUAGUGUUUGCUUGUCAUUAAAGAUUUGUUCGUCCCAUAAAGUUUGAUGAUUGUGCCUCAAACAUCACUGGAUAAACAUACUGAAGAAAUAGUAGUGUGUAGUAGUUCAUAUACGGAGAGGCAUAAAUAACACAAUAGGUAUUUCACUGAAUAAUCUCUUAUAGAAAUGUCAAAUCAUAUAUAUUAUGUAUGCGGACAAAUGACAUAUUGGUGACAAUAAGUGAUGGAAGAUUUUGUUUAAAUCCGGGAAAAAAUGGAAUAAAAUGUGUUUGAAGCAAAAAAACAUAACUUGGUGUUUAUUGCAAAACCACAGCAUUGCACAUGAAAAUCUUUAUGCACAUGCUUUAUGCCUGCACUGGUCUCCCUAUGAAAUUAACCAUUAUAUUCAUUUCCUGCCCUUUUUCAAUAUUCCAUGGUAAGUAAUGCUGAAAACAUUCGGUUUUAUUGCAAAAAAUCCUCAAGAUGUAUUUUUUUUUUUGUUUCAAACAGAUUUUAUUUGAGUUUGUUUUCCCAAACGAGAUCUUCUUUCUCUUACAGUUGUUACCAGUAUCUCAUUUGUUCGCAUGUAUAAUAUAUAUGAUAUGACAUUUCUAUAAGAAAAUAACAGUGAAAAAAACAUUGCAUUAUUUAUUCCUUUCAGUAUAAUAAGGAACAGUAAUAAUUAUUAAUUAUGUUAUUUCAAAUUCCAAUUCACUACUAAAUCUCUUGUCCAAUUUGUUCCAGGCAAGCAGUCGAGGUUUUCAAAACGUGCUUAAAGUGAAUAUUCCUCAGUGUUAGUAAAAGGCAGAAGUUACUACUAGUGGCCAUUUAGGUAGUGCCUUGGAGCAGGCCAAUGUUGUUAUUAGCAGAAAACAAUAAUUUGAAUAAUCUCUUUGUUAUAUAAUUUAAUUUAAACAGACUGCACAAACCUGGUUCAUGUUAUGUUUCCUGUUGACCUAUGUAAGAAAUGCUGUUCUUUGUUUGAUUUAGACCUAAUGUCUGGAACAUUGAGUGAAUAAAUACCUUGUCACAUU